UUUCGUCGGCUCAUCUUCUAUAUAAAGAUCUCUCCUUUUGUCAACUCCCUCAACUCCCCAGAUUAUAUCCUUCCGCAGUUAAUUUUUCUCUUCGAUUCCAUAUAUCGAGUACCCAGAUUCGGAUCCAGAUGGAGGGGUUGGAGAUUCCAUCGCACUUCCUUUGCCCGAUCUCGCUGGAGAUGAUGCGCGACCCGGUGACGCUGCCCACCGGAAUCACCUACGAUCGCCAGAGCAUCGAGGGGUGGCUCUUCGACCGGAAGCAGAGCACCUGCCCGGCGACGAGGCAGCAGCUACCGGCGGACGUCGCCGUCACCCCCAACCAUACGCUCCGCCGGUUGAUUCAGGCGUGGUGCACGCUCCACUCGUCCGACGGCGUGGAGAGGAUCCCGACGCCGAGGCUCCCCAUCGGCCAGGACCAGGUCGCCGCGCUGCUCGACGCGGCGGCGCGCCCGUCCACGCAGGUCGACGCGCUGCGCAAGCUGCGGCAGAUCUCCGCUGAGAGCGAACGGAACAGACGGUGCGUCGCCGCCACGCCCGGCGCCGUGGAUGCGUUGGCUCGAGUUAUUAUCCUCUCCGCCGCCUCGAGCGAUACUGAGAUCGACCAAGAUUUGAUUUUGACAUCGAAUUCGACCGCUUGCGACGAGGCUCUCGUCGUCCUCCAAUCUCUUCAGAUCUCUGGCGAUCAGCUCCUUGACCUCGUCGCCAGAAAUGGCAACUUGGUCGGGUCGUUGACCGCCGUCUUGCGACGCUCGAAUCACCAAUCGAGGAGCUACGCGAUUCUCAUCCUGAAGUCCGUUCUCGCCGUCGUCUCUCCCACCCGAUUGAUGAGCCUCCCACAGGAGCUGUUCGACGAGGUGGUGGGCGUGAUCCGCGACGGCGUGUCGCCGCAGGCGACCAAGGCAGCGCUGCGAGCCCUGGCCGGCGCGUGCCCCUGGGGUCGGAACCGAGCCAAGGCUGUGGCGGCUGGGGCGGUGCACGCUAUGGUGGAGCUACUGCUGGAGGAGCCGGAGCGGCGGACGUGCGAGGCCACGCUCGCGGCGCUGGCCUCGGUGUGCGGGUCCGCAGAGGGGCGGGCGGAGCUGGUGCGCCACCAGGCGGCGGUGGCGGUGGUGUCUAAGAAGAUACUGAGGGUGUCGCAGUUGGCGAGCGAGAAGGCGGUGCGGAUUUUGCACCAGCUGGCGAGGCACGCGGCGACGGCGGCGCUGCUGCGGGAGAUGGCGCAGGUGGGGGCGGUGAUGAAGCUGUGCAUGGUGGUGCAGGCCGGCGUCGGGGGAAAGACGGAGGAGAGAGCGAGGGAGAUCCUGAGGAUGCACGCGAGGACGUGGCGGAACUCGCCGUGCGUGUCUCCACUGUUCACGAACGGGUUUUCCACUUCAAAAUAAUUAAUUAGUAUUAUCAAAGACGAAGACAAUUUAGAACAGAUAGCUCUUUUAAAAAAAUAAUAAUAAAAAUUGUACAUUAAUUCUUAUUCUUUUUUCCCUAUUUAUUGGGCAUGAAAUUAAGCAUGUCGGCAAAGCUGAAUUACUGGUAAAUUUCCUUGAAAAAGGACCUUUAAUCGCG
Molecule: messenger RNA, 1560 nt
Organism: Zingiber officinale
Lineage: Eukaryota; Viridiplantae; Streptophyta; Magnoliopsida; Zingiberales; Zingiberaceae
Product: E3 ubiquitin-protein ligase PUB23-like
Exons: 1
Coding region: 129-1382 (417 amino acids)
Biological process (GO): protein ubiquitination
Molecular function (GO): ubiquitin protein ligase activity
Source: RefSeq, a predicted model, not a curated record